AUGCAGGUUCAAAAUCCUGCUGUCAGCACUGUCCCAGGGCGUAGGGGAUACUUAUUGCAUCUGGGUGUACCUCCUUCGAUGUGGUACCAGAGGCUGGCGGUGCUGUUAGUUGCAGCAGCAGUGCGGCUGUGGAGGCACGCCGGAGCCAGGAGGGGCUGGGAAGGAGCACCUUACAGCACGCUGGUGCCAUCUGAUGAAGUAACUAUUAAUUACAGACAUGGUCUGCCUGUGAUAACUCUUACGCUGCCCACAAGAAGUGAACGCUGUCAGUUCACUGUCAAACCAGUGGUGACCACCGUAGGUGCAUUCCUGCAGGAUGUGCAGAGAGAAGAUAAAGGAAUUGAGAGGGCGGAAGUCUUUGCAACAGAUGGUAGCAAGGUCUCUGAUGCAACCUUGAUGGAGGUCUUAUUGAUGAAUGACUUUAAACUUGUUGUCAACAACACAGCAUACAGUGUGUCACCUCCUGCAAAAGAGAUGCUGAGUAGUGAGCAUGCUACUGAAAUGGAAGAUAUCAAAUCCUUGGUUCACAGACUGUUUGUGGCUCUACAUUUAGAAGAUCACCAGAUCAGGAAAGAGAGAGAAUUGCUACAGAAACUGGACCAUCUGAAAGAAGAGUUGCUGCCUCUUGAACAGAUGAAAGCCAGAAUCACGGACAGGGCAGAUGCAAAGACCUCCAGGCUCCUAUGGGUUGGCUUAGCUCUGAUGUCAACACAAGGGGGAGCACUGGCGUGGCUCACGUGGUGGGUCUAUUCCUGGGACAUCAUGGAGCCGGUCACAUACUUCAUCACUUAUGGGAGUGCCAUGGCUUUCUAUGCCUACUUUGUUCUUACUAAACAGGACUACAUUUACCCUGACGCUAAAGACAGGCAGUUCCUCCACUACUUCUAUCAGAAAUCCAAAAAACAGCAUUUUAAUGUGGAACGAUAUAACAAGCUCAAAGAAGACCUAGCAGAGGCAGAAGAAUCCCUGAGGCGUCUGCGCCAACCUCUGCACCUGAGGCUUCCAAUCCAGGAAAUCAAUGACAAGGACUGACUUUGGUUUUUCGUAUAUAUUAGAAUUGCCCUUUCAAAGGUGAUACGAACAUUUAGUUACUCUAUAGAAACUGGGUAUCUUUGACCACUAUAGUUUUGAAAGUUGCAAUAAAUAACUAUAAAAAUGAUUUG
This is a messenger RNA of Aptenodytes forsteri (emperor penguin), 1163 nucleotides long. It is a transcript of the gene MCUB, whose product is annotated as mitochondrial calcium uniporter dominant negative beta subunit. NCBI's taxonomy places the organism in Eukaryota, Metazoa, Chordata, Aves, Sphenisciformes, Spheniscidae. Gene Ontology annotation, biological process: mitochondrial calcium ion homeostasis; calcium import into the mitochondrion. The record is from RefSeq and is a predicted model, not a curated record. Bases 1 to 1032 code for a protein of 343 amino acids. Gene Ontology annotation, cellular component: uniplex complex; mitochondrial inner membrane. The transcript is spliced from 8 exons. Gene Ontology annotation, molecular function: calcium channel inhibitor activity.